Aspergillus chevalieri is the source of this 195-nucleotide messenger RNA. RefSeq lists its product as uncharacterized. The record is from RefSeq and is a predicted model, not a curated record. Bases 1 to 195 code for a protein of 64 amino acids. The transcript has a single exon. Lineage: Eukaryota; Fungi; Ascomycota; Eurotiomycetes; Eurotiales; Aspergillaceae.
AUGAUCAUCACCCGAGGAAUAUCCCUGACCAACUUUGCCGUGGCAUCCUCUGCCCUGGCGUUCCAAGUCUUUGUUCUCUAUCCGUGGCACAAGCAGUUGGACGACGACUUCGAGGCGUUGAAGAAGGAGCAUCUCCGACUUCUUCACAAGAUUGAGACAGUCGGCUUUGGGCAGCCCAAGGGAAUCCGGGAAUAA